AUGGAGUUCGAUAUCAGGUACGAUCCCAAGACAAAGGGUGUAGUGUUCACCCAAGAACCCGAAGAGCCAAUCCCAGGCCUUAACUUGGAAAUUGACCAGCUCUCUACCCUCACAACUGAACUUAUCGGUAUCAACGAGCCAUACCCACCAAAACCUACUGGCGAGUCCUUUAACAAGGAUUUAUCCAAGAUGAUCAAGAAACUAUACGAAGGUGGUGUGCAGAGCUUCAAGCAGGAGAAGUUUGUGGACCUGGCCAAGCAGUUUACCAUUGCUAUUGAGGUGAUCAACAGAAGAAACAAGUUCGAGGUUUUCCUGGCCACGUUACAGGAGCUCAGUCUUUUGUUGAUGAGCAGAGCUGACGCUUACCUCAAGUGUAAGGAGUACUUGAAGGCAUUCAACGAUGCAGACAUGUUGAUUGGCAUGAUGAUGACCACUCCAGAGAACUUCUUAAGAAGAGGCGUGGCCAACUACUUCUUGGGCAACUACGAGGACGCCAGAGCCGACUACCAGAGAGGGCUUGCGUUUUCGGAAAACAACGAGAGACUUAUCACCGAGUUGGACAUUUGUUUGGAUAAGAUUCUCGAGGAGAACGGCGACUACCUCUAA
Molecule: messenger RNA, 606 nt
Organism: Candidozyma haemuli
Lineage: Eukaryota; Fungi; Ascomycota; Pichiomycetes; Serinales; Metschnikowiaceae
Gene: SEC72
Product: Sec63 complex subunit
Exons: 1
Coding region: 1-606 (201 amino acids)
Molecular function (GO): Hsp90 protein binding
Source: RefSeq, a predicted model, not a curated record